CGGUGUCGUUUUGAGUAGCGAAGGAAAUCGGUGAAGAAAACUCGACCGAGAGGGUACAGUUCCUUCCGCAUUGUUCGUGCUUGCGAGUCCCACCUCUCUUUCUCUCUCUUCUGUAAUACCGUGAUUUCAGUACCUUAGAGAGAGAAACUUCAGAGAGAAGAAUUCGAUUCGGAUCAGGAACAAAAACCAAGAUAUGGAUUGCAGAAGCAGAGAGUUCCCAUCCAAUGACAACCCUUCUUCUUCUUCUUCUUCACUGAACGAAGCCUUGCUUUUCGCCACUAUGUGCAUCAUUGGUCUUCAUGUCGAUGUUCAUGUGAAAGACGGCUCUGUUUAUUCUGGAAUCUUCCACACUGCCUCUGUCGAGAAUGAAUACGGUAUUGUUUUAAAGAAAGCGAGAAUGACUAAAAAAGGGCAAGGCAAUUCAAAUAUAGUAAAUGGGGAAGUGAUAGAUACACUUGUAAUUCUUUCAGGUGACCUUGUUCAAGUUGUUGCAAAGGGGGUUCAGCUUCCAGCUGAUGGUUAUGCUGGGAAUGUGGCUUGUAACAAUGCUGAAGCUGUUCUGGAGUCUAUUCCUUCUGCAGAAUUUUCAGUGAAUGAUGUUGAGAAAUCUAUCAAGUCCACUGUGUGUAGAGAGAAUGGUGAACAGUUAAGCAGGAACUCAAUGGAAAAUGAGAAUGGAUUUCUUCCAAGUUUGAUGCCCUCAAAUGCUAAAAAGGAUCUUGAGGGGAGAAAUGUUGCCGAGAUUAAAGACACCUCUGGUGCUGCAAAUGAUGGGAGACAAUGUGGAUAUGAUGGAUUGCAAGAGUUUUCUAAGGAAGAAAGUGCUACUAAAGAUUUAGGCUCAAGUUCAACCUGUGUCACCCAGAUAAAUCCUGCCAAUGAGAGACAGACAGCUACAGCAGAGAAGCUACUACCUUCUGGAGCAUCUUGUGGUCCUCAAUCACUAAGAGCAGAUCUUUUUAAUGGAAGGAAUACUUCGGUUUCAUCAAGUGUCUCUACUUCAACAAGUUCAGUUGGGGAUGUUACCUCAGAGUCUUGGCAUAAGUCAGUAGCAACAACUCAAACGGACCAGCCUCAAAUUUCACAAUCUCAUAAUAGAAGUGCUAAGGAAUUUAAACUCAACCCAGCAGCCAAAACAUUCUCCCCAUCUUUUACAAAUUCCACAUCAACAACUCCUGCGAUACAAACAGUUGCUGGCUUAGGUUAUAUGCCAAACCACUCUUCUGCGACACCUGUUCCUGCCCAGUCAGAGCUUGGAUUAAGCCCUUUUGGAUCUCAUGCAUCUGUACCUGUUAAGAUUCUCCCUUACGGUAAUUUUCCAACUGGAAAUGUUGUCGCGGCUUCUCAGUUUCCACAACCUAUUGUGGGACAUAUGGGAAGCAGGAUGCAACCACUUAGAUAUUCUAGCCAAUAUCCUAUUCAGGCUGGACCAGGCAUUGUGCAUCCAAAUUCUCAAUCAGUCAUGGUUGGACGACUUGGGCAGCUAGUUUAUGUACAUCCAGUUUCUCAAGAGAUGGUUCAGGGUGUGACAGCUCUCUCUUCACCAUUUGCACGUCCAUUGUCAUCUCCCCAUCAAACUCAGUUUCCAAAGCACCAAGGAACUACGGCAGCAGGCCAAGCAAUGCAGCUAAGAGUUGCUCCACCUUUGAUAGCCAGUGGAGAGCAACCCUAUGCAGUGCCACUCCCAAUUCCGAUUUUGCAACAGCCGGUCCUUUCUAAUCGGUAUAUUCAUGUUCCAGGAUCUAACAACCUCUUGAACACAAAAUUUUUGUGAACAUUUUUGUGUCCUGUUUGAUUGGUCUUUCUAGUUCCUCAAAUUAUUACUAUUUAAAAAAUAUCCAGAAGUUUUGACAUGAUCAUUAUUGGUUGAAGAAGAGUGAUAGUAUAGGCUGUAUUCAUUUACUGUUUUCUUCACACAAGAAAGAACUAUACAAGGUUGAGUUUUGUAAGAAAUGGCUUGAAAGUAAUGUAAUAUUUGUUUUGAGGGGUGAGAGCUCUCAAUGAUGUUUCUGAAGAACUUAACUGCUUGCUGUUUCAACUUUCAAGUUCAAAUAGUUUCCAUAGAAA
Molecule: messenger RNA, 2067 nt
Organism: Humulus lupulus (European hop)
Lineage: Eukaryota; Viridiplantae; Streptophyta; Magnoliopsida; Rosales; Cannabaceae
Product: polyadenylate-binding protein-interacting protein 3
Exons: 13
Coding region: 194-1774 (526 amino acids)
Biological process (GO): cytoplasmic stress granule assembly
Cellular component (GO): cytoplasmic stress granule
Molecular function (GO): RNA binding
Source: RefSeq, a predicted model, not a curated record